Messenger RNA from Thunnus maccoyii (southern bluefin tuna), 4671 nucleotides. RefSeq names its product solute carrier family 2 member 1b (gene slc2a1b). Gene Ontology annotation, cellular component: apical plasma membrane; basolateral plasma membrane. Gene Ontology annotation, biological process: response to insulin; monosaccharide transmembrane transport. Bases 432 to 1907 code for a protein of 491 amino acids. Gene Ontology annotation, molecular function: hexose transmembrane transporter activity. The record is from RefSeq and is a predicted model, not a curated record. NCBI's taxonomy places the organism in Eukaryota, Metazoa, Chordata, Actinopteri, Scombriformes, Scombridae. The transcript is spliced from 10 exons.
AUAUAUGCUGUAUGUCCACAAGGACUAGUUUUCAUAAAGCUAGACAGGCGGUACCUACUACCACAUCAGCAGCGGUUAGAAAACUACAUCCUGGACGACUUUUCACAUCCAUGAGGCUGUGAAUUAAAGCUGCAGGAGCUCUGAAAUAUAACGACAAAGGACAGAGAAAGAAGAGAGAGAAAGACAGAAACAGAUCCGACCUCCAAGUGAGGCUUUUUGUUUUUAAAAAACAAAAAGCCACUUUAUAGUGACUUCCUUAAAGAAAACAAACACUCGACUGAAGUUUUGAAGUCAUUUCAACGGAGCAAAAAACUCUUUAAGAUGACUGCCUUCUGAACGGGACCACCGGGAGACCCCGAGGAAGUUCUUGCAUCGCCUUUCAACUAACACGAAGACAAAGAAGAGCAGAUAUUUGCCUUGACAGUGCAGCCAUGGACUCAGGAAAGCAAAUAACGUUCCCGUUGAUGAUGUGCGUCGGAGCAGCUGUGAUCGGCUCUCUGCAGUUCGGCUACAACACGGGUGUCAUCAAUGCCCCUCAGAAGAUCAUCGAGAACUUCAUCAAUGAGACAUGGUUCGAGCGCUACCAGGAGCCCAUCACCAAGAGCGCCCUCACAGCUAUCUGGUCCAUCUCCGUCUCUAUCUUCUCCGUCGGUGGCAUCUUCGGCUCCUUCUCCGUCGGACUCUUCGUCAACCGCUUUGGAAGGAGGAACUCUAUGCUCAUGGCCAACGUCCUGGCCUUCGUGGCGGCCGCCCUGAUGGGUUUUUCAAGGAUGGCGAGUUCCUGGGAAAUGUUGAUCAUCGGUCGUUUUGUGGUGGGCCUCUACUCCGGCCUCUCCACAGGCUUCGUGCCCAUGUACGUGGGCGAGGUUUCUCCAACAUCCCUACGAGGAGCGCUGGGCACCCUCCACCAGCUGGGUAUCGUCCUGGGGAUCCUCAUCGCACAGGUGUUUGGAUUGGAGUCAAUCAUGGGCAACGCUGAAUUGUGGCCGCUCCUCUUGGCCUUCAUCUUCCUCCCCGCUUUGUUGCAGUGUGUCCUGCUGCCUCUCUGCCCUGAGAGCCCUCGUUUUCUGCUCAUCAACAAAAAUGAAGAGAACAAGGCCAAGACUGUGCUGAAGAAGCUCAGAGGCACCACAGACGUGAGCGCCGACAUGCAGGAGAUGAAAGAGGAAAGCCGGCAGAUGAUGAGGGAGAAGAAGGUGACCAUCCCCGAACUGUUCCGCUCGACCCUCUACCGCCAGCCCCUACUCAUCGCCGUCGUCCUGCAGCUCUCCCAGCAGCUGUCUGGCAUCAACGCUGUAUUCUACUACUCCACUCGUAUCUUUGAGAAAGCCGGAGUUGAGCAGCCGGUCUAUGCCACCAUCGGAGCCGGUGUCGUUAACACAGCUUUCACUGUGGUGUCGCUGUUUGUCGUGGAGCGUGCAGGACGCAGGUCUCUGCACCUGCUGGGGCUGCUGGGAAUGGCCGGAUCUGCCGUCCUGAUGACUAUUGCCUUGGCUCUGCUGGACCAACUCAAAUGGAUGUCAUAUUUGAGCAUCGUGGCCAUUUUCGCCUUCGUCGCAUUCUUUGAGAUCGGACCGGGUCCCAUCCCCUGGUUCAUCGUGGCGGAGUUGUUCUCCCAGGGACCCAGGCCUUCAGCCAUCGCUGUAGCUGGUUUCUCCAACUGGACUGCCAACUUCAUAGUGGGAAUGGGCUUCCAGUAUGUAGAGGAUCUGUGCGGCCCCUACGUGUUCGUGAUCUUCACCCUGCUGCUGCUGAUGUUCUUCAUCUUCACCUACUUCAAGGUGCCAGAGACCAGGGGCCGGACGUUCGACGAGAUCGCGGCCGGCUUCCGCCAGACAGCCGCCACCGGAGGCGAAAAGCAUUCGCCAGAGGAGCUCAACAGCCUGGGAGCUGACUCUCAGCUCUGAGUGACCGCCUCUUAACUCUCUUAACAAACUCUUUCUCAGACCGAGGCGGAACGAGAAGGGUCUACUAACUAGAAGUAGACAGAUCCAUUGGUAGAAUAAUUUUCUCACUGUCACCACAUUUCGGGGUCAUUACCAAACACAGAGCAGCCCUGUGUGAUUCUCCAACAUGACGUCUUCUGCUGCUCCUCUCGUGUCACGCAAAGAAACAGAAACUUGAUGAGCAAUAUCACCUGGUGGAUGUGGAGAGGGCAGUUGAGGAUAGAUUUGGAAGGUUUUUUUUUUUUUUUUUUUAAAUAUUUUAAAGAUAUUUUAAAGAAGGAAAAUGUGUGUCUGCAUCAGUCAAACAACCUUUUUUAAUAACUUUUUCACUGAAUAUAUUACUGAUAUGUGCUUAUGCUAUGUUCUUUGUAGCCUGUUACAAUGCAGUUUCUUAUUACCUGCCAAAAGAGCGCGGUAGCUAUAGAGAUCAGCGUCACUGUGCAAAAUACUUGUUCUUAUUGAUCACACUGUAAUACUGUAUCACUGUAGACUCUUAGCACUGUAGAUUCUGCACAGCUCGACUUUGUUUCCCUCCACCAGAUGGAGCACCACCCUUUAAAAAAAAAAAAGGUCGCCACUGAUAAGGAGUUGUAAGUUGUGUAUAUGUACCUUUUUUCAGAGAAUGUUACUGAGUGUAAACAAACACACUGUGAUAUGUUGGCGUAUUGCUGUGAGGAUUUCAAUAUCCUCAAUUAAUUUUUUUUAGAUUAAUGGUAACACGCCACCUAUUACACCUAUUUGUUACUUAUUUACUUAUUCUUUUGUCAUUUUAUUUUUUAGAUUUUUCAGCCACAAAGACAAAUCAGUUUCAGUGUGUUCCCGAUAACGUAUCAAGAAAUUCAUCCGCUAUUUAUGUAUUUUUUUUUCCACCAUUCCUCUUUAGCAAUACAUUCAUAUCAAAGUGGGUAUGUGCAAGAAAGAACAAUAUCUGUACAGAUCAGAUACAGAGCAACGACUCGGCAGUGAAGUUGAAUAAAUAAAUCUUUCAUCCGUUUUAACAUGACACGAAAUAAGUAAACGCUCACAAUCAGCAGCCACAAAACCAAAAUCUGUCUCUCAAAACCAGAACAUUGGUGAGUUUAAGUGCCUGUCUAAAACAAUCAAGCCUCGUCUGCCUCCAUUUCAGCCUUUAUCAGUUUGAGUUUCAGGUCAGACCGGCUUGAUCCAGACUGAAAGCUUCAAUGGAGGAUCUUCACUUAAGUAUUUCUGAGUUGAGAUUAUCUGCGGAGCUUCGACAGUCUGGUGAAUCGACUUGAGAGCUGUCCGUUUUUUUUUUUUUUUCUCACACAAAUGGGAGUUGCUCUGUGACAACUACGGAGAAAAAUGAAAGAAGUAAAGAAAUAAUGGGGACCAAAAAUGAAUGUCAGUCUCUUUCAAAAGGUUUUUCGUUGUCCUGAAAGUGCUUGUCACUCAAAAUCCCAGUAUUCCUUGCACACCAUUAUGUCCAUUAUCUGUCCUAUGAGGUGGACACUUGUUGCUUUUGUGCAAGGCCUGUUUUUUCGCCUCGUGCACUGAAUUCUGCAGUAAUGUUUAGCUCUCUCUUUCGGUUGUCUGUGCUGUAUGGUAUACAGUUGCUGGUGAAAUCUCACUCCGCCUAGCUGUACAAGUAGCUGUCUAUGACUGCUGUAUCACUUCGAACCUUUCUUCUCUUUAAAGAAGGUUAUCUUUUUAGCAGCACUUUAUUAUUCACAGUGAUAUUUCUUUGUUGCUGAAACAAACACCGCUUGUUUCAGCUGUUUUUUUUUGUUCUUUGUACUGAAGAGAGACUGAAGUACUGCUGAUGGAUUACUUGAUGUUUUUGAAAUGGGAUUGUAUCAUUUGUUCAUAUCUUUUUCUUGGUCUUGUAUAGAGCACAUUUAGUUGUGUGUGUUAACACACAGGUCAGUUGUAAAUUAAUACGAUAAUAUUCAUAGUCUAAUGAAGACUUUGAUCCAAAUCCAACCCUGUUGUCAAAAUUCAUCAUUCCAAAACAGGUUGUUAAUUAUUGUAUAUAGUAGAUCUUUAUAGUAUAGUAUGUCAUAUGAUGGGUGACCUUCUUGCCUGUCCUGGAAAGCACUGUGACAUCCGCUCUGUGCCUUUUUGUGUGGUGUUCACACACAUCUUCACCAGCAGAAUCACGUAAUGGCACCGCCAACACUGCCAAUGACAGCAGACAAAAUAAAGAUGCACUUCCCCACACAGACCGAUGUUUGUUGCAAAUAGCUGUAUUGUAAUGUACAUACUGUUGAUUCAUACUUCUGCUUGGGCAUUCGAUUUCUUAAAUCUCCUUAUGGCACAGGUCGGUGGUCUAAACACGCAAUGUGAUGUAAAUAUGACACACUACAGCCUCACCCCACUCCAAAUUAUGAAUCAAAUCUUUUAAAACCUUUUGGAUAGAUAAAUUAAUGAUUAUCACUGUAGUGCUGUACAUCUCUAUGCAUUUAGCUUCCACACUUUUAUUCCCUCUUGAUUUGAUACCCUAAAGAUUAGUUGUGGCCUAAUAAUACUUUAAUAACUUUAAUUCAGAUUUUACAUGUAAGGAUUGUGUUAAUGAUAUGCAUUCGGUAGUGUUUUCUUUUUAGUGCACAGAGCAUAUUCUAAUGUUUGUAAUAAAAAAAUGAUCUGUGUGCAUGGUGUCAGAAUGUGUUGGAGAAAUAUAAAUUGUGAUGGAUGAUGUCCUGAAUGGUUCUAUGGUCUUGUGUAAGUGAUUUAAUGGAUGAAUAAAAGAAGUCAUGCAUACAGAUGA